Cylicocyclus nassatus is the source of this 1447-nucleotide messenger RNA. NCBI's taxonomy places the organism in Eukaryota, Metazoa, Nematoda, Chromadorea, Rhabditida, Strongylidae. The record is from the annotation of a GenBank genome assembly.
AAAUCUUCUAUAAUGAAUAAUGGCGAAGCCUCUCAGCACCAUGAGAUCAAAGAAAUUGCGCAGGACGCCGGAAACUGACGACAAUAUGCAGGCGUCGACAUCACAACAACCGUCCAUAGGUCCGAACCAUACAAAGCAUGGUGGCGAAAUCUGUCCGGUUUACAGCCGUCCCGAUCAUGGAUCAUCAGGAAGGCUCAUACCACUCGUCGUCAACUGGUAUCGGCUGAACUGUGGAUUAGAAGGGAAAACGAUAUAUAUCUACGAUGUACAAGUCUUCGAAAUGGCACGCACAAAAACUGGAAAACCGAAGCGAUUGCCUAUAAAUGGAAGAGACAAACUGCGUAUCUUGUUUUGGAAUUGUCUGCGAAACUAUUCCAAUAUUUUUGGACCAUACACUCGGACGGUCUUCGAUGACUUCUCCAAAGCUUUCUCUAUGAAUCGUUGGCAUUUGAAAGAUGACAAGGGCGAUGUACGAUUCCCCUACGGACCUGAAAAUGGACCAACAAAGGAAUAUAUCAUGUCCAUCAAGCCACAAACAGAUCUUAUCUUUGAUUUGUCAAGCAAAGAUGAUCAACAGCGGAACACCUCUGCUUUGGUGACGAAAAAUCUUUUUACCCAGCGGGCACGAUAUGCACCCGCACUGAGCGAUACUCGAGGCUGGUCAUUUGUCGAUCAAUGGGAAGUGUGUUACGGAUCUAUCUAUCGGAUUCCUCAUCUUGGAAGUGAUCCGGAAAUUAGUGUAAAAGUUGGAGCCGGUGUGAGAGCAUGGUUGGGUACCUACACUUCUGUAAAGACGCUUGAAGACUACACUCCUGCGUUAGCAUUUGGGUUGGUGAAUCGUCUAUAUUAUGAACUAGAAAUGGACAUAAUAACUUUCUACUGUGAUGUUCUUGAGGAGCUGGGCUUGUUCCACGGAAAAAAUAAAAACCGAGCAGAGGUGCUGAAAGGAAUGGGAAUGAACGCAUAUCAGCGAAAACGCAUGACAGACCGACUAAGCGGAGUACGAUUGAUGACGAAGAAAUUUUUGUCAUGGGACAAGCAUCACGAUUUUUGGCUGUCCGAACGACGAAUGAUAUUUGUUGAAGUUGCUGAUCAUCCGCCUAGAGCGCUAAGAUUUGGUGAAAUGUCAAUGGAAGAAAUAUACUAUCGGCUAGGAGAACGUCUAAUGUAUCCAAACCUGCCUCUCUGCAGGGUUAGCAUUGGCAAGAAGAUGUACGAGUUACCUAUGGAAGUGCUAAUCCUUCAUGAAAAACCACAACGAUACACAAAGACGAUGAAUGCAUUUAUGAAGAUGAAAUUCAUCGAAGGAGUCUGUCGCGAACCACUGGCGCACAAAAAGUUGACAGAACGAAUGUUUGACUGGAUGGAGUAUGGCAAUAUGAACAUGAAUUUCCUUCGUGAUUUUAUGGCAAGUUUUUUUCUUGUGUUUGCAAAUGCUCCAAAGUGA